ACACAGCUCUGUGUUUGAGCUGCACCAUGCAGUCUGACCAUUCUAUUUUCAAGUCUAGCAAGCGCAAUUGAGGACCGACGACGCAAGGCGACAUAAGUGCAAUUGAGAAUGAUUCUAAACAAAUUCCGCCUCUGGGUCGCUUAACCUUUCGGAAACUUUGGAGGGACAUUUUUCUGAAAAGACCGCGGAACGCUUGCAGUGUGUGAUGCACGGUCUUUGUGGUAACCUAUUCUUGACCACUCGUCUAAUUAUAAUAUAACUGUAAUUUAUUUUACAGCAAGUCCUCUCUUUGAAAAAAACGCGACAGCUGCAAACUUUGCAUCCCUGCGAGUCCAGGUUUGGGAAUUGUCACACAUUUGCGAGAAUCGGCUUGGCUUAUUCACUCAGUCGAUCCUGGGACAUACGCGGUGUGGCUGGAUGUUGCAUGCGGGUCAAUGAGCGCGAGGACAAAGUGCCUCCGAAGUCCCCAACUCCCCGACCUCUCUUACCUGAUGCCGUGCAUGAUGAUUGUCCUUGGAAUACUUCUGAAUGUCCUCAGUCAUGGUAGUGUGCUGGCUGGCUCCAUAGACUGUCUGGAGGCGGAGCGGGGCUGUGUGCAAGAUGAGGGCUGUAUGGGGGUGUACAGGGUGCUAGAGUACUGUGCUGCUGAGGAGGCUGUGUCGCCCCUGGGCCCAGACGCCAGACGUGAGUGCCUGGAGGCCCAGAGCGCCCUGCAGCACUACCACCCCCUCCAGGCCUGCAAGUGUCAGCGCGGCUCCCGCCGGGAGGAGCUCUGCCUCAGGGUCUACUGGACCGUCAGAUUCGCUGUGUACGAUGAGAACGAGGUGUCUCCGUAUGAGGAUCUGGAGGUGGAGUUUGUGAGGCACAUAGAGAUGUCACGCAUGGCCUCCAUCAUGGCAGCUUCCUCUCUGCCUCUGGAUGGGCAGAACCAGUGUUUGAAGGCAGCCCAGGACUGUGGUCUGUAUGAGAAGUGUGGUUCUCUGAGGUCGGAGUAUGUUGUGUCCUGCACCAAGCGGCCACCGGGCUCCGACGGCAGCUGUAACAGACAGAAGUGCCACCGAGCGCUGCGACGCUUCCUGGAGCGGGUACCAGAGGAGUACAGCUUUGCCCUGCUCUUCUGCCCCUGCUCUGAUGCCCUCUGUGGGGAGCGCCGGCGGAAGACCAUCGUACCCUCGUGUUCCUAUGAGGAGAGAGACGGCAAGCCCAACUGCCUCAGCCUGCAGGGCUACUGUGCCAGGGACAAGCUGUGUAGAUCUCGGCUGGCUGAUUUCCAGCACAACUGCCAGCCCUCGUCCCAUUCUCCCUCUGGCUGCAUGAGAGAGAGUGGAGCCGUCUGCCUUAAGGCCUACGCCGGACUCAUAGGCACCAUCAUGACCCCCAACUACGUGAACAAUAUCAGUAUGGACGUGUCCCAGUGGUGCAGCUGUGAGGGAAGUGGGAACCAGUGGCAGGACUGUCUGCGCGUCCUGCACAUGUUUGACAGCAACGUCUGUCUGCGUAAUGCUAUCAUUUAUUUGGGUGGCUCUUCCCCUCGCCCUGUGGAGAGCACUACUCUGCCACCUCGUCGCCACGCAUCUGCCACCCCCUCCCCCCACAUCUUUCAGGACAAGAUCAAUGUCAACGUCAACGUUUUAUCAGAGCGCAACAGUGUGGAAGACACUGAAGAGGAAGAAGAGGAGGAAAGUCAGGAAUUCAACGUUAUCCCUCAAUAUUCUGAGAAGGAGAAGUCUAGUGUGGGUUCCGGGGCCCGAGGGAGCCAUAGAGGAGCGGCAGGCCAAACAGUACCCAUGCUGCCUCUGCUGCUGCUGCUGCUGCCCGCUGCCAUGCUGGGCUGGGGGUGUCAGGGUUAACGAGCCCCCCCCCCCCCCCCUACUACCUCCCUUACGCUCAGCUACGGUAUCACAUUCACUGGGUCACCUCCACCAUGGCAAUGAGAUAGAAUGGACUGAUGGGGAGACUUAAGGCUGAGGGAAGAACGACCACAAGGAGGAAAUUGACAUUUCUUCUGUUUUCCAUUACUUGCUGUAUUUCUGUUUUCCUUUCUUACUUUCCAACGACGGGUCCUUUUCUGUAUUCUCCAUCUUUCCUCUCCUGCUCUGUCUACUUGCGAUCUGUUUAAGUAGUCAUAGCUGCCCAUCUCUUUUGCUCCUCUCUCACGUAAGUAGACGUAGUUGAACAACCUGGGCCGAUAAAUAAGUCGAUGGCUGAAUUAAUAAGGUCUGUCUGGAUGAAUCGAUAUGGCUGUCUGUCCGGUGCCUGUCUCAAGAUUGGCUAUCCAGCUCCACUCUCCCUCUUCACGAGGAGCUCAUCGCCCAAGGCCAGUAACAGCACCUAUCUCCAAGAAAACAUGACCAGUGAUUGGUGGAACCAUGACGGUUCAUUCCUUUGAUUUUUGUGCCAUGCCUCACCUCGCCUUUUUCUUUCUCCUUCGUUAACUUCCUUUCUUUCAUCAUCCCUUGGAUACGAGGGUUGUUGGGCAAGCCACUCUGUGCUAAACCAUAGAGACCUCUGUUGCACUUCCUUCCUGUCUCUUAUGUUGCUCUCCUUGUUUGCACCCUCUUCGCCACCUCAGACUAGAUGCCACUGACCUCUCCAGUUUGUACACCACUUAUUCUCAGCCUUGUGGAGGAGAUCUGAGAAACCCACCACAGGCACAAUAAUUAUACCAAAUUUGAAUAAUGACAACGGCAGAGGAAAACAACAUAAGCAAUAAAACAUGACAUCAGAUGGCUCAGCGGGCAGGUGCUGGGGCCGUCUGGAUUUGAGCUCAGGGGAGAGAGGAACCAAUUUGCUGCUGUCUAGUUCACAAGUGCUUUCUAUCCCUAGGUGUUGUUAUAGUUUUGGAGAGACAAUAUCACACUUAGCUAUACCUUUCCUGCCUGUGUUUGAGUAGGAGGAGAUAGGGAGGGAGAGAGGGGGCACUAUAGAGCCUCUGGCAGCUCUGAUCAUUGAGCAUCACAUUGAGCCUCUAAAUCUUUUGCUGAUGUUAAUGUUUUUUCUCUCCAUUAUUUUCUUGCAUCGCUCAUUUUCUUGUGAACUUGCAAAAUGAACUCCCACCUGAGGGGAAGUAGGUAAAGGGCUGUGGGUGGGAGUUAAAGGGGGAAACUACUCUACUGUGGAAUUGUGUACGUGACUUGUAUUCAUCGACUUCUUUCCGUUCUAGAGGGAGAUGUUAGACCUGACUCGUGCGCUCACCGAUAAUACAUGAUGCUAAAAAGAGAGAAAUAUUUACAGGGCAUAUUUGUGCUGCAGCUCUUUACAUCAUCAGCCACCAGUGAGGGGAGUCGCUGGGACUUAAUUCUGAGUAUUAAUUAAGCAGGCACGAUGGCAUCCGUACGGUCUAACACCAUCUCCAAUCUGGACAGUGACGUUCAUGACGACUGCUGUUCUUUUUUUAAUAGGCACUGUCAUCUCUCACUGCCUGGCAAGGGAUCCUUAUGCUAGUGACCAUCAAAGUGAGUGACCGCACAAGAGAUGACGUGAGAGCGACAAGCCUUGAUUUACACACUGAAACAGCCUAAAUAAAUAUGAGCGUAAGCCAUACAAGUGAACAGCAAGAGGGAACGAGCGUGCCAACUCUAAAUGUAUCACGUUGGUUUUGUUUGUACAGCUGUAUUCACACAUAUUUCCCCCAUGGCCAAAUGGUUUUAAUAAUAUCCAAUGACGUUAGUGCUGACGUUUAGUGCUGACCCAUGAGGGCGCUUCUAGAGGUCUGUUCGGUUUCGAUUCGAUUAUUUAAAAAAUAAUCACGGAUUUCGGUUUCAAAUCUUCUUCUUUUUUUACACAUUAAAUUAUGUGGGUUGAAUUCUGUAACACAGAAUAAAAAGUCAAGUGAAAGUCCCAUGGUGGUAGUGACUGUCCAUUACUGCUCAUCACUUAUUAACCGUCAUUUAUUCACAUUACUUUGCUUUAAUACAAUAUUUUGUUUUAUUCAAUGGUUUUAUUAUUUCAUUCCGAGUCAUCAUCUCAUCUCUAUAGAGCUGCCGCCUAUGCUGUCUGACAAAAUCACUAUUUUAGUCAUUCUUCAAAGUAAAUAAGGCAAACUUAUGACUGCUGAAUGCCAACUAUCAAUCACUUAAAUCAUGUAUUUUCAUGUAGAGAUACCUCACAAAGCAACUGCUUUCUAUCCAUCUCGUACGUCCUCUCUUCUCUCCGUCUCCGUGUGGAAUAUGGUCAUUGUAGUUAAUUGCCACAUUUUCUGCGCUAAACUAUGUCGAAUAUUAGCCUGUUGGAAACUACAACUCCCUACUACAUCACGCAGUUUGCGCUUGAUCUGAUUUAUUUCUACCGAAACUUAGCAACGUGCUCACAGAAAAAAAAAAUGAACUAAAUUAAAUUCAAAUCAUUUUGGUUGAUCACUGAGAACUAAAAUAUGUCUUGUGAUCGAUUACCGGAGUUGCAGAGUUGAUAUAAUGUUUUUGUACUCAAAUAAAUCCACAGAGAAAGGGAGAGGUAAAAGGUGCGACAGUGGGGGAUUUGGGAAAGAUGGGGAGAGUGACAGACGUAGAUGCAGAGAGAGAGAGACCGAGAGAGAGAGAGAGAGAAAGCAAGGGCUCUUAAAAGCUUUCAGUAGCAUUGCUGUUGUAGUCAGGCCCUCUCAGAUUUAUUUUCAUGCCUGUGGCUAAGAGGCGAGUGUCUGUUCCACUCUAUUACUCCUGUGCUUUAACGUCCUGAACUGUGUGCCUCCACCUCAGUUUGGCCUCACAGACCGACAACGCUACUCUCCCGUACAUGCAUUCCCAUCACUCUCUGCCACCGUGUGUAUUUUACAAUCAUCUGCUGCCCCUUACAGACAACAUGCCUCUACAUCUUCUACCCAUUCCUCUUUUCUUUUUCAUGUUGAAACAACAAACACUGUACCAUCAACUACUUGUACAAAGCUUUAUUUUACGGUAGGCUUUAUGUAUGCUUUAAACCGAAAAUGUGUAUAUAUUUUUGUGUUUUCUUUUCUCUUGUUGUAAUUAUCAUUGAGAGUGAGCUGUGCCAUAUAGGGCUGGAUCUGCCCCGUUGGAUCUUAAGUAUGCCUCUUGUAAGUGUAUAUGUACAGGUUAUGGUCAAGCAUCUGUCAGUCUCUCUGUCUGUUUGUAACAGUGAACCACUGUUGUUCUGCGGUGUCCUACUUGCGUUGACCUUGAUAUACAUGUUGAUGGUCAUUUUUAGUAUGGUACAUGAUGAUCUUCAUGUUCCGCGUUAGAAUCCCACUGCUCAUUUACCAAGCCCCGUACAGUUGUGUAAAAUUGGAUUAGCUGCCUGAAUCACACCACUCCUGAGAGUUGUUGAAUGAACACUCUGUGGACAUGGUGGAAGGCCACUUCUUGAAAGUGAUCCUCAGUUGGCAAGCUGGUUAACACGUUCAACUUGAGGAGUUGCCGGCCUCUCUGCCAGCCCUCUAAAACAGUCUUGGGCUCUGUCCAUUAGUAUCAAAAUGGUCGCCAUUUAGAAAAUGGACCCUUGUUAUUUAUGGAUGAGGCCAGUGAGAGACUUCGAAGCUAUCCAAGUAACAUAGUAAGCGCAUUGCACUGAACGUGCCUAUGUAAGACUUCAGUUGGAGAAAGGAAUGAAGGACACUACAGUGGGCUGAGUUUAACAUGAAACAGCCACUGGAUUAGGGGCGAUAUCGAUCCUUAUUUUGACAAUGAGUUAUCUAGAACUUCAGAGUUCAGCAAUGCCAAAAUGUCCCAGCCAUCGCCGUUGCUUUAAGCCACACAGUGCCCUCCUCAUCCCUACCUGUGUCACACCAUCCACCUUCAUGGCCAUGAGUUCCGCCGUGCCCUAUUCAUGCCUGAUGGUGUGAGUUUACAAUCAGGUGUGAGCACUGUGUGGUUCUUCAUCAAAUGUGAGAAUUUACAAUGCUGUGUGAAAAAGACUACGUACAAUAAUAAAACGUUUAAAAAUGA
This is a messenger RNA of Oncorhynchus nerka (sockeye salmon), 5897 nucleotides long. Its product is annotated as GDNF family receptor alpha-4-like. The coding region runs from base 435 to 1850 and encodes 471 amino acids. Gene Ontology annotation, biological process: nervous system development. The record is from RefSeq and is a predicted model, not a curated record. NCBI's taxonomy places the organism in Eukaryota, Metazoa, Chordata, Actinopteri, Salmoniformes, Salmonidae. Gene Ontology annotation, molecular function: signaling receptor activity. Gene Ontology annotation, cellular component: external side of plasma membrane; signaling receptor complex. The transcript is spliced from 8 exons.